AUGACGGUAGAAGACGAGAGUCAAAAUGAAUAUGAGGAGAAUGGCCUCGCGGGACCUGGAGCACCCACACCUUUGACUGCAUUGGAGGGAGUUAAUGGCCUGACUGCACGAGAUAUCAAGCUGGUGAUUGAUGGUGGGUAUCAUACCAUUGAGUCGGUAGCCUAUACGCCGAAGCGAAUGCUGGAACAGAUCAAAGGCAUAUCCGAGCAGAAAGCGACGAAGAUCCUUGCGGAGGCUUCAAAAAUCGUGCCAAUGGGUUUCACAACGGCAACUGAAAUGCAUGCUCGACGAAACGAUUUGAUAUGCAUAACAACAGGAUCGAAACAAUUGGAUACUCUACUGGCAGGUGGCAUCGAGACGGGGUCCAUUACCGAGAUUUUCGGAGAGUUCAGAACGGGGAAGAGUCAGAUUUGUCAUACGCUGGCAGUAACUUGCCAACUACCAUUUGACAUGGGCGGCGGAGAGGGGAAGUGUCUGUAUAUUGACACUGAGGGCACAUUCCGCCCGACCCGACUGCUUGCAGUCGCUCAGCGCUAUGGACUUGUCGGCGAUGAGGUUCUCGACAACAUCGCAUAUGCCAGAGCUUACAACUCUGACCACCAACUACAGCUACUCAACCAAGCGUCGCAGAUGAUGUGUGAGACACGGUUUUCCCUCCUCAUCGUCGAUUCGGCCACAGCUCUAUACAGGACUGACUUUAGUGGUCGAGGCGAGCUAUCGAGCCGGCAAAACCAUCUUGCCAAAUUCAUGCGGAAACUGCGGACUCUUGCUGAUGAGUUUGGCAUUGCGGUUGUUAUCACCAAUCAGGUAGUUGCGCAAGUGGAUGGAGGGCCAAGUGCUAUGUUCAACCCAGACCCAAAGAAACCCAUUGGAGGCAAUAUCAUUGCGCAUGCUAGCACGACGAGGUUAAGUUUGAAGAAAGGUCGGGGAGAGACUCGUAUUUGCAAGAUUUAUGAUAGCCCUUGUCUUCCGGAGAGCGAUUGUCUGUUUGCGAUUAAUGAAGGUGGGAUUGGGGAUCCGAGUCCGAAAGAUUUGGAGAAGGAUUGACCAAACGAUUAUUAAGGGCUUAGAUGGUUGAAAUAAUGUUGGGGAAGCUUUUCUUCUCUAUAUAUUUAUCCCGUUUAACGGACUCUUAACGCUUUCCUUUUCUAAUCUUUUGUCCAUAGCAUUUCGGAACUGGCGUUCGGGGGAAGCCAAAGGAGAGAGCGAUGUUUACUGAUUGUCAUGAAUAAAUUGAUGGAGUCCAACUGUGAGGGUUUGUUUUGAGUUUGAAAAUCAUACACUUGGUGCUCUAGAAAU
Messenger RNA from Histoplasma capsulatum G186AR, 1299 nucleotides. RefSeq names its product recombinase RAD51. Gene Ontology annotation, cellular component: condensed nuclear chromosome. The record is from RefSeq and is a predicted model, not a curated record. Bases 1 to 1047 code for a protein of 348 amino acids. NCBI's taxonomy places the organism in Eukaryota, Fungi, Ascomycota, Eurotiomycetes, Onygenales, Ajellomycetaceae. The transcript has 4 exons. Gene Ontology annotation, biological process: chromosome organization involved in meiotic cell cycle; DNA recombinase assembly; mitotic recombination. Gene Ontology annotation, molecular function: single-stranded DNA binding; ATP-dependent DNA damage sensor activity; double-stranded DNA binding.